AUGACAGCAACUCUGGCUGGCGCGGGCUUCGUGGUCGCUGCUCAAGCAGCUCUUCCAGCCGCUGACUCUACUGCUGCUGCUGCUGCUGCCGUUGAAGCUCCUAUAGCUCUUGCUGCCAACACUGCUCCAACUGUUCCUCGAGCCGCUCUCCCUGCUGCAGCUGUGGCUGCUCCUCCUGCAGCUGCUGCCCCUGCGCCUCUUACAGCAGUCCCCCCUGCAGGCGACUCUGUUCCUCUUUUUCUUCUUCUCCUUACUUACACCCUUCCUCUUCCUUUUUCCUCCUCUCCUCGAUGGAGUGACGCCCGAUAG
This is a messenger RNA of Sorghum bicolor (sorghum), 309 nucleotides long. RefSeq names its product 60S ribosomal protein L22-like. The record is from RefSeq and is a predicted model, not a curated record. Bases 1 to 309 code for a protein of 102 amino acids. NCBI's taxonomy places the organism in Eukaryota, Viridiplantae, Streptophyta, Magnoliopsida, Poales, Poaceae. The transcript has a single exon.